Camellia sinensis is the source of this 1254-nucleotide messenger RNA. NCBI's taxonomy places the organism in Eukaryota, Viridiplantae, Streptophyta, Magnoliopsida, Ericales, Theaceae. The record is from RefSeq and is a predicted model, not a curated record.
UGACCCAUCGCAAGGAGCCUAAAAAAUUGCAGUGAUGGCGCGUGUCAUCGCAACAGACUCACAACCGUCUUUAUGAUAACCCGACGCUUGUUUCCCAUUUUCCUUCUCUCUCCUUUCUCUCUGUUUCUCUCUCUGUUUUCUCAUAGAUAUCAUUAUUGAAUGUUCUUCUUCUUCUUCUUCUUCUUCUUGAUAUGUGACUGAAUGAGCUGAUAUGGUGAUGGGUAUGUCAUCCACUUGGGGAAAAGGAGAGACCAACAACAACAAUAAAAACAAUGGUAAUUAUGAUUACUCUUUCAAGGUACUGUUGAUUGGUGAUUCAGGUGUCGGCAAGAGUAGUCUUCUUCUCAGUUUCAUCUCUAACUCUAAUAAAGACCUUCAAGAUCUCUCUCCCACCAUUGGUGUGGAUUUCAAGAUCAAGCUGCUAACAGUUGGUGGAAAAAGACUGAAACUUACGAUUUGGGACACAGCUGGACAGGAGAGGUUUGGAACAUUGAUAAGCUCUUACUAUAGAGGUGCACAUGGAAUUAUUCUCGUUUAUGAUGUAACACGGAGAGAAACUUUUACGAACUUGUCGGAAAUAUGGGCAAAGGAAGUAGAGCUUUACUCCACAAAUCAAGAUUGUGUCAAGAUACUAGUUGGGAAUAAAGUUGAUAAGGAGGGUGAAAGGGCUGUAAGUAGAGAAGAGGGAAUGGCUCUUGCACAGGAGCAUAAGUCCUUGUUUCUUGAAUGCAGCGCUCAAAAAAGAGAAAAUGUGCAGCAAUGCUUCAAGGAGCUCACGCUUAAGUUUACAGAUACUGGACAUCCCUAGUUUGUUGGAGAAAGGAUCUGCAGUUGUAAGGAGACAAAUUUUGAAACAGAAGCAUCGAGGGGGCCAAGUGUCACGUAGUGGGAAUUGUUGCUCUUAGUGGAAAUACUCCGAAAUGGAGGUCCCAGUGCCAGUUGCUUACUAGCACGACUUGUAAUCAAACAGCAUAGAUGACAAAGUUCCUAACCUUGUUGGAGCCCUUGUCAUAUUUUGGAAGAAAAGUCAUGUAAUCCUUAGUAGCUUAUAUACAUACAUACCUACUGUUCUUUCAUUUGUUGAAUCUUUGCUCAACCCUAUAACAAUUCAUGAUGUUUCGGAUGGUUGGGGACAUCUGAUAGGAAAACAGAGUGGUGAAAUAUGGUCUUGUACAUAAUGUUUUGUAAUUUAUAUGGUCAAAUACAUGAUAUAUACAGAUCAUGCUUAAAAAAUAGGGAAAUUAAUGGCUUUGU